CGAACUCUUCACGGUAUUCUACAUUUGCACAUUCUUCUCCCUUUCCCUCCUCUGAAUGACCACCAUACCGUCCAGCACACCUCCAAAGGAUACCAACAACGGAACAAAAGUCGAAUCCACAUUACAGAACCGUGGCACUGCUUCGAGGACUAUGUUCAACCAGUACGAGAGGGCCUAUCUACCAGCAAAAGUAAGAUCUAUUGAAAUCGAUCUGAAAGGCAGACAAAAAGUCGAAUUCGUGUCCCUGCUCAAGGCCCUGCUCGCGAGGAUGUUGCUAGGUGAAUCUGCUGACGGGAAGGAUAUGGUGGCCUUGGACACAGCGAAAUCCGACGCCGACCAGCUCUUUGAUGAGAUGCUUGAAGACGCUGUCAAUUUCUGCAAUUCUAGUCUUCCGACGUCAGCAAAGACCUUGCCGGAGCUCUCAUCAUCAGAGAUUGCCGUAGAGACCAAGCCCAAGAUGCAGACAUCGACCCGGUCGGAGACAUCGGAAACGAUGAAAUCCCACCUCAAGGACUUUUGCCAGGCAAAGUCCAGGAAGCAACGUUCCCUCCCAAUCUCGACCGCCAUAAAUACCAUUAUGGUUGAGUAUGAUGGGCGACCCUUUGGCCGGCUACCAUGCUUAGACGACCACCACCGAAUCAUCGUCAUUCCAAAUGAUCCCCUGGUCAUCGAAUCCCUGCAACUCCGUAAGGACUCACCGGCAGCGAAGCGCAAGCCCGAUAACAUCAUCGUCCAACUAUCUCACCUCCUCAAGCUCGAUGAUACGUGCAAAGAUUCUGAUUAUAGAUCCUGGGUACAGUCGGUCGAGACCGAGUCUGAGAAGUGCAAGUGGGCACAGAAAGGCACUGACAAAAAGACAAGUUGGCUGGACGUUCAUUGUUCCAUCGAAUUGGACACGCACAGAGUCAUUGAAAGUGCGCCGCUUGAUCAGCCUAUGUCCAAGGACCAGGUGUUGGGCGGCACUUCUUCCACUCCCGCAUCUGAUGUUCUACAGUCUAGUGACCGAAAGGGCGAAGUUGAACGUCAAUUAUCCAGUCAACCUUCGAGUUCUUCCAUUGGAGCUGCUUCUUCCUGCAGCUGUGAGAAGAAGCGUAAUCAUACAGAGGUGGAGGAGUCAGAAACUGAAACGACGUCCUCACACAAGAAGCGCAAGACAUCGGAUCCCGAUCCACCCCGCUUUCCCGCAGAGAUUCAGUGCGCGUAUUACGCCAUCGAGCGUCUUCGAGCGGCAUGGAAUGUCACCCAUAGCAUCGUUCUUCUACUUGAAGAUAAUAUGCUCAGUCUUCGGUGGUACGACGCCGAGGGCUGCAUCGUGACACAACCCAUCGACAUCAUCGGACGACUUCCACUGUUUGUGGUGAUGGUCAUUAUUCUCCAACGGUUUGAUGCUACGAUGUGGGGAUUCUCUGACGUCCAGAUAUCUCAAACGACAGAGAACGGACCAGUCUCCUUCUGCCUCGAGUCCGACAAAGCCAAAGGAACGCGUUUCCAACUUGUGGGACGCCGAACAUUUGGGGCAGAUGUACGGUCGUCUGACGUGGCUACCUCCCAUGUUCUUGACAGUUCCGGGCAGUCGAUCACUCCUCAAGGGCCCCACGAUGCAUCAUCCAAUGCUCCCAUUACCACCUCGGUGCCGCCCAGUCCUAGUUCCAUCCUCAAAGCCUCGAAUACUCCUCAAAAGGCAUCGUCGAGUUUUCCAGUGCGACAACAAAGCUCCCAGAACGCUCCCUCCGACCUUCCAGGUUCGACUAGGAAAUCACACCCUUUAUUCUUCAAGGCAGCAUGGCCGGAGAAUUCCCAAGAUAGGGAACCUCAGAUUAUCGCAGAGGCUAUUUCUAGGGCGAAUCAAUAUCUUGGAGAAUUUAAGGCGUACGUUCUUGAGCACGUUCCGACGGUCGUCAGCUGGCAAGAGGUCAAGUUUACAUCGACUGCCAUUAUUCGUCAACUCCUCGGUCUCCCUGUUGAGCGCUCACGUACCCUGCUCUGGAUGGUCUGUCACAAACUAUGCCCUAUCGAGAAAUGUAAUGGACAGGAUUUCUGGAAGGGAUUCUGGGAGCUCAUCCGUUGCCAUUAUCUGCUCUGGUGCAUUGGUGUAGCACAUGGCGACAUCAGUAUCAACAAUUUGAUGUACGAUGCCGUUACUAAGAAGGCAAUUCUGAACGACUUUGACCUGGCUGCGCUUAUGGAUCCUGGAGACGUAUCACCACAGAAAAAAGGCUGGGAGCGGACGGGGACGCAACCGUUCAUAGCGCUGGAAUUGCUGGACAAGGCCGAUGGUUCGGUUAAGCGGAGGUAUCAGCAUGACCUCGAAUCCUUUGCUUGGUGCCUCGUAUGGCGUGCAAUGGAUGACACGUUCCCCCGCGAGACAAUUCUUGGGUCAACAGCAGACGCCGUUGCCCACAAAACGAGUUUGGGUAUAGGCGUUUGGAAGAAAACCGCUAAACCGGGCUUUGAAGGAAUAUGGCCUUGCAUUGUGGAGUGGAUUCGGGCCUGGGUCGGGCGAUCCUGCUCGUUUAUGCCAGCGCUUGAGGAUGGCGGGGACUUUGUCAGGGAAUUUGCGGAUAUCGUCGGUAAACACGAGCAAGCAGUUCCAUUGAAUGACCCACAGUUGAAAGUGGGUAGACUUUCAGGUUCCUCUACAGGCACCGUCGUCGUCGAAGGACGCGAACACGGGGGAUGUGACUGUGUUGUAUGCAUCGUAGUAAUUGUUGUUAGGACAUUUUGAAAUGGCAUUGGCUUGUAUUAUACCUUCCCUUUUCAUAUCGCAGUUGUACAAGCCCUCUUCGCUCGAAAGUCUUCUAGUGGAAUUUAUUUGUGGCAAGGUACCUGGAAGGGCACUACUAGCAAAAAUGAGAUGAAG
Messenger RNA from Desarmillaria tabescens, 2860 nucleotides. RefSeq lists its product as uncharacterized. NCBI's taxonomy places the organism in Eukaryota, Fungi, Basidiomycota, Agaricomycetes, Agaricales, Physalacriaceae. The record is from RefSeq and is a predicted model, not a curated record. Bases 56 to 2725 code for a protein of 889 amino acids. The transcript is spliced from 6 exons.